GGGUGUCUCGCGGAGCAGCGUAAGCGGGGUCCUCUCUGUCGGCUCUGGCCCGUGCGGGGAGAGGGUUUUUGGCCGUGCGGAGGUUCGGAAGGGGGCCGCACGCGGGCGAAUGGUAAGCGUGCUUCGGUUUCGAGGAGCUCCCAAUAAGGUUGGAGGCGGCCUGGCGAUCUUGCGCGACCGCCUCGCUCCCGAUCUCGCGUUCACUCUUACACGCCGCCGGUUCGGCGCGAGAGGUGGGAUGGAGGCGGAGAAGACCACCUAUACUUUCGGGCCGUACAAGAUCGACCGCAGCGAGGUGUUCUACUCCACGCCGCUCUCCUACGCCAUGGUCAACCUCAAGCCUGUUCUCCCGGGUCAUGUGCUUAUAUGCCCAAGGCGUGAAGUGAAGCGCUUCGUUGAUCUCAGUGCUGAUGAGACUCGUGAUUUAUGGCUUGCUGCAAAAGAAGUUGGUGGACGGCUUGAGCGUUAUCAUGAGGCAUCCUCACUGACAUUUACAAUUCAAGAUGGACCUCAGGCUGGACAGACAGUUCCACAUGUGCACAUUCACAUUCUCCCUAGGAAAAGGGGAGAUUUUGAGAAAAAUGAUGAAAUUUAUGAUGCAAUAGAUGAGAAAGAGAAGGAGCUCAAGGAGAAACUUGAUCUUGACAAGGAAAGGAAAGACAGAACAUCAGAAGAAAUGGCUCGUGAGGCUGGCGAAUAUCGAGCUCUUUUCUCAUAGGAAUCUUGGUUACCAGAUUAAACAUGGUGAGAUAUCACUUUGAAACUUCUAUAUAAGUAAGAAUGAGGGCAGUUAUUGGAACAUUACAUCAUAUCUUUUGGGAUUCAUGGAACCCUGAUCUACAACCAAAACUGUAAGAUUCAUGUUUUGACUAAUUAUUUUUUCAGUGGAACAAAAACAAUUGGUCUGGGUUGUAUUUUAACCUCUGUCUGUAUCACAUUCUCCUGUUCAAGGAAUGUAGUGUAACUGCUGAAUGCAUUACGUAUGGUUUUAUUAUCACUUUCUCCAUGCAAAUAACUUUCAGGCCUUUCAA
Phoenix dactylifera (date palm) is the source of this 1031-nucleotide messenger RNA. It is a transcript of the gene FHIT, whose product is annotated as FRAGILE HISTIDINE TRIAD. The record is from RefSeq and is a predicted model, not a curated record. Gene Ontology annotation, molecular function: catalytic activity. NCBI's taxonomy places the organism in Eukaryota, Viridiplantae, Streptophyta, Magnoliopsida, Arecales, Arecaceae.